Messenger RNA from Saccostrea echinata, 474 nucleotides. RefSeq lists its product as uncharacterized. Lineage: Eukaryota; Metazoa; Mollusca; Bivalvia; Ostreida; Ostreidae. Gene Ontology annotation, molecular function: nucleic acid binding. The record is from RefSeq and is a predicted model, not a curated record. Bases 1 to 474 code for a protein of 157 amino acids. The transcript has a single exon. Gene Ontology annotation, biological process: DNA integration.
AUGGCUAUAGACCUUAUGGGACCGUUUCCCUCCGGGGAAUACCUAUUAGUCGUCAUAGACUAUUUUUCCCGAUUCCAGGAAAUAGCCAUAAUGAAGAAGAUAACUAGUGAGAAAAUCAUUCUUCAACUUGACAGUAUGUUUGCUAGGCACGGCUUGCCUUGCACCAUGCGGAGCGUUAAUAGACCACAGUUCGUGUCGGAAGAGUUUAAGGGAUACCUGGAUUUAAAUGGUAUCAAACAUAUUCGGACCACACCAUACUGGCCGCAAGGGAACGGGGAGGUAGAAAGGCAAAGCCGAACAUUACUCAAAGCUAUUAAGGCUGCAAACGCAGAAGGUAAAGAUUGGAGACAAGAGCUACCAGAGUUCCUACUCGCUUAUCGCGCCACCCCGCAUUCUACAACGGGGAAAAGCCCGUUUAUUACUGUGAAUUACUGUAUAACCGGAAAUCCGUACCAAGCUACCAGAAAUGAGUAA